AUGAAUAGGACGGCAAAAAUCCUUCGGAAAUGUUCCGAUUCGAAGGAUUCAUCAUUUGAAAUUCUUUUGAAAAAAAAGAUUUCGGGUAAAGUAAAACCGUUAAGGAAACCGCAUUUGAAUGAUUAUUUAAAUAUUUCUUAUUCUCUCGCGAGAAGCGUUCGCUACGAACAGUUUCUCGUCGCUUUAGGAGUUCAACACAAAGUCAUUAAGGAAACUGUCAAAAUACGGCCGACGGUGACUCUGUCGGAAGAAAAGAACGACGGCGUUGAAGGAGAAGUUUACAGGGAAAGAUCGGGGGGCGAAAGAAUAAAAUCCGAUUUCAAGAUAAGAGGUAACAGAGUCAUCGAGAAACAAAAUCUCAACGGGAAACAAGUCAUCAUCGAAAGGAAAUUCGGGGAAAACGAUUUGGUCGUGACGAUGAAAACGUCAAAGGUUGAAUGUCAAAGGUUUUACGUUUCCGUUUUCGAGUCGAAACACACGAUCAACACGGAAACGUCACGGAGACAAUCGUUUACGAGACAACACGAUUCGGCCGCGCUCACGGAAAUCCUUCCGGAAGAAACCCUCGUCGAAGAGAUCAAAAUGGAGGAAAUCGACAGCGAAGAAAUUUGCUAUUGA
Messenger RNA from Pediculus humanus corporis (human body louse), 618 nucleotides. RefSeq names its product fatty acid-binding protein, putative. NCBI's taxonomy places the organism in Eukaryota, Metazoa, Arthropoda, Insecta, Psocodea, Pediculidae. The transcript has 2 exons. The record is from RefSeq and is a predicted model, not a curated record. The coding region runs from base 1 to 618 and encodes 205 amino acids.